Ictalurus punctatus (channel catfish) is the source of this 3093-nucleotide messenger RNA. It is a transcript of the gene ssrp1a, whose product is annotated as structure specific recognition protein 1a. Gene Ontology annotation, molecular function: histone binding; DNA binding; nucleosome binding. The record is from RefSeq and is a predicted model, not a curated record. The coding region runs from base 120 to 2222 and encodes 700 amino acids. NCBI's taxonomy places the organism in Eukaryota, Metazoa, Chordata, Actinopteri, Siluriformes, Ictaluridae. The transcript is spliced from 18 exons. Gene Ontology annotation, cellular component: FACT complex; nucleus.
UACGCUAGAAGCGCAUGACGUCAUACAACCGGAAAUAACGCGAUCUUUUUCCGGGUCAUUGUUUGCUGUUCCCGGACGUUUCACGCGGGAAAAGGGGGAGCAGAGCAGAGGCAGCAGAGAUGGGAGACACACUGGAGUUCAAUGAUAUUUAUCAGGAGGUGAAAGGAUUCUGGAAUGACGGCCGGUUGCGGUUCAGUAAACAGUCUGUAGUCUACAAAAGCAGUAAGACGGGAAAAGUGGACAGCAUCCCUGCCCCCGAUCUAUGUCUCGCACAGUGGCGGCGUGUCUGUCUCGGACACGGGAUCAAACUGGCAACGAGCAACGGCCACAUCUACAAAUACGACGGCUUCAAAGACACGGACUUUGAGAAAAUCUCCACAUUUUUUAAGGCCAACUACAAAGUUGAGCUGACAGAAAAGGACAUGUGUGUGAAAGGCUGGAACUGGGGCACAGCUAAAUUCUCAGGGCCGUUGCUGUCAUUCGACAUUAACGACAGUCCGGCGUUCGAGAUCCCCCUGGCCAACGUAUCCCAGUGCACCACGGGAAAGAACGAGGUCACUGUGGAAUUCCAUCAGAACGACGACGCCGAAGUGUCGCUCAUGGAGGUCCGCUUUUACGUCCCGCCCUCCACCGGAGACGAGGGCACGGACCCUGUAGAGAUCUUUUCCCAGAAUAUUCUCUCUCAGGCAGAUGUUAUUCAGGCUACCGGAGAUGCUGUGUGUAUCUUCAAAGAACUGCAGUGCCUUACGCCCAGAGGAAGGUACGAUAUUCGUAUCUAUCCCUCUUUCCUACACCUGCACGGUAAGACCUUUGACUACAAGAUCCCCUACACCACCGUCCUGCGCCUCUUCCUGCUGCCUCACAAGGACCAGAGGCAGAUGUUCUUUGUGAUCAGCUUGGAUCCACCCAUUAAGCAGGGCCAGACACGCUAUCAUUUCCUCAUCCUCCUCUUCUCCAAAGACGAAGACGUUAACCUCACUCUCAGCAUGAGCGAGGAGGAGGUAGAGAGGCGCUUCGAGGGAAAGCUGAACAAGAACAUGUCCGGCUCUCUGUACGAGAUGGUCAGCAGGGUCAUGAAGGCUCUGGUCAACAGAAAGAUCACGGUGCCGGGAAACUUCCAGGGUCAUUCAGGUGCUCAGUGCAUCACGUGCUCAUACAAGGCUACCUCGGGGCUGCUGUAUCCUCUGGAGAGGGGCUUCAUUUACGUGCACAAACCCCCGGUGCACCUGCGCUUCGAGGAGAUCUCCUGCGUGAACUUCGCCCGAGGCACCACCACCACGCGCUCCUUCGACUUCGAGAUCGAGACCAAGCAGGGCAGCCAGUACACCUUCAGCAGCAUCGAGAGAGAGGAAUACGGCAAACUGUUCGACUUUGUUAAUGCCAAGAAGCUGAGCAUCAAGAACAGAGGCAUAAAGGAGGACAUAAAGGCAACCGGUGGCUACAGCGACUCCGACGAGGAUGAGCACGAUGCUUAUUUGGAGAGGAUGAAGGAGGAGGGUAAAAUCCGAGAGGAGGGAGACGAGUCCGAUGGUGACAGUGAUGUGUCCUUCAAUCCUGGCGAGGAAGAUGAUGACAUUGCUGAAGAAUAUGACAGUAAUGCCUCGGUGAGCGACAGCGAGGGAGAGGAGGAUGAUGAUAGCGGGGAUGAAGGGAGGAAGAAAAAAGUCGAGAAGAAGCCCAAGAAACCGGUGAAAGAGAAGAAGGAGAGAAAACCACGCAAAGAGAAGAAGGUAAAGGACGCAGGAGCCCCUAAGAGGCCCAUGAGCGCCUACAUGCUGUGGUUGAACGCCAACAGAGAGCGGAUCAAGUCCGAGAAUCCCGGAAUCUCAGUCACGGAGAUCUCCAAGAAAGCCGGAGAGAUGUGGAAACAGAUUGACAAAAGCCGCAGGGAGGAGUGGGAUAAGAAGGCAGAAGAAGCUAAAAAACAGUACGAGAGAGCAAUGAAAGAAUAUAAAGAAAGCGGCGGAGGAGCUUCAUCAUCUGCGGUCAAGGAAAAGAAGAAGAAAGGCGGGAAAGCGGAUGAGAAGAAAAGGAAGAGCGUAGGAGAGAAGGAGCGAGACAAAGUAGUAAACGAAAGCUUUAAGAGCAAAGAGUUCAUUUCUAGCGAGGAGAGCUCGUCUGAUUCUGAUCGCGGCAAAGGCAAAAAGCGCAAGGCUGAUGAGGAUGAGGAAGAGAUCGCCUCUACGCCACCGAGCUCGGAGGCGGAGUCCGACUCCGAAUGAAAUCGCACACGUGUGCUGGGGUUCUGAGAACGUGAGCUGCUGCUCAGGAUAAACGACCAAACUACACACCAUGUUUUCACGAAACGUCAUUUACAGAUCUGAAACAAACAUUGCCGAGAAACAAAAUUAUAAUUGGCAAAUAUAUAUAUAUAUAUAUAUAUAUAUAUAUAUAUAUAUAUAUAUAUAUAUAUAUAUAAAUAAAAUAUAAUAUACACACACACGCAUAUAUAAAAGAUUUGGACCAGGUAUUUAAAGCUAACGUAAUUUUAAAAAAUCUACACGUUAGUAUAAUUGCUCUUGCAAAGAUAUAAAUGAUAUUUUUUGCUUUUUAUAAAUUCAGUCAUCACACGUUUUCUCACGUUAAGGGAAAGCAGUGCGUUUUGAUGGCUGCAUGUCAGCAAUGUUUGUUUAUCAGAACACCACUGUUACUUUUACAAUUUUUUUUUUUUUUUUUUUUUUUUUUUUUUUUUUUUUUUUUUAAUAAAUAUUUACCACGUAUCCUCUCUGGCAUUGCAGUCACAGAUAAAACAAACACACACUGACUGGUCUUUGGACCAAUUUUUUCUGCCUCCUCAGGCACUGGUGUACAUUCGCUCUAUGGGAAAUGGAAACCAUGGAGAGGCGGGUACCCUUUUUUUUUUGCGUGUGUGAAUUCUGAGUGCAACAACCAACUAGAGCCCUUUACUAUCUUUAUUUCUUACUUGUAGGUAAAUUUGAUUUAAAAAUUAAAUCAGGGAUCAUUAGCGUUAUCUUGUGUUUUUGUUUCCCCGCUUUUAAAUGAAGAUCCUGUACUGCAUCUUGAUUUGAAUAUAUGGGUGUUAUGUGUUUGUCCUGUUACAAUCUCAAUAAAUGUUUUGUAAUAAAAUUUGAA